UUAAUCCAAGGAUUCCUACCCUUUCCCCUCCCCCUAAUAGACGGAUAAUAGACAGAUAGUUCAAAUCAACUCUCAACGAUAUAUCUCCCUCAGAGAAUUGCUGCCCAUUUCAUGAAUGCGCACCUGCCUUCCGUGCUCCUCAAUCCAUGUCGGGAUCGGAGAGCACAUCCAAGCAACCAUCUGCGAUCCAUUCGUACGUCGUCUAAUGUCCAGCGAGAAACACUUAAUUCCCUCUGCUUCCAAAAUGUUUUCUUCUAAUUUAGCAUAAUCCGGUCUCUGCUUGCAAGCAAAGGAUGCACUCCCCUGUUCUUUCCUUUUGCUCAAAGUUUGGUGAAAUUUUUCACAGCUUGUGCUAUUUGUGGUCGUCCAUGUGCCUUCUGACCUCGUUCUAAUUUUAACGGCGAUCGAGAAUGGGAAGUGCUGGGUUAGGAAUACCUGGUGAUGGAAGAUGCUUGUUCAGAUCAGUAGUCCAUGGUGCCUGCCUCAGAGAAGGAAAGCCAUCUCCAAUUGAAAACCUUCAGAAAGAACUUGCAGAUGAGCUGAGAUCAAAAGUAGCUGAUGAAUUCAUCAGGAGGAGGACAGACACAGAAUGGUUUCUUGAGUCUGACUUUGACACAUACGUGAGGCAGAUCAGGAUGCCUCACAUUUGGGGAGGUGAACCAGAGCUGCUUAUGUGUUCUCAUGUUCUUCAUUUCUGCAGGAUGCCGAUCACGGUUUACAUGUCUAGCAGCAGCUCUGCUGGUCCGAAAAUCAUAGCCGAGUACGGUCAGGAAUAUGGCAAAGAGAACCCGAUUCGAGUGCUGUAUGAUGGCUAUGGACACUAUGAUGCACUGCAGAUGCCUCUUGCAAAAACAAAACCUAAAUGGUGCAUGAAGAGCUGAGAAGCAUCUUCUCAGUGAGCAAGAAUGAAACAACAUAGUGCAAGAUCCACAGGGUUUAAUUGAGCUGGUUCUGAUCAGCUGAAGAGAAGCCACCUCUCUGAUUAAUUAUAUUGUUGUUUUCACAUGAAAUUAUUGUUUCAGAAAACAAAAUAUUCUCUGGUCCAUAAGAAUUAAUUCACUCUUCAAAAAUAUUCAA
Molecule: messenger RNA, 1077 nt
Organism: Zingiber officinale
Lineage: Eukaryota; Viridiplantae; Streptophyta; Magnoliopsida; Zingiberales; Zingiberaceae
Product: OVARIAN TUMOR DOMAIN-containing deubiquitinating enzyme 4-like
Exons: 6
Coding region: 411-881 (156 amino acids)
Biological process (GO): endoplasmic reticulum unfolded protein response; protein deubiquitination
Cellular component (GO): cytosol; nucleus
Molecular function (GO): cysteine-type deubiquitinase activity
Source: RefSeq, a predicted model, not a curated record